GGUUUAAGUUAAAUGUAUUGAAGGGGACAUAGAUUAGGAGAAUUGCCUCUAUUGAAAAUAUUACUGGAGUAAUUGCCUCCCCGUUUUAAGGUUAGAUGGAGUAACCUCAACCUAAAACAUAGAUGGAUCCUCUUAUUUUCAAUGUGUUUGGAGAAACCUCUAACUUUAACUUAAGUUAGAAGGAGAAUGCCUCUAUGCCCAGCUGUAUGGAACUGCCUUAGCACCUUCAGAAUUACACCUUAUUCCCUAUGUGAAUAUAAUUCAUUCUAAAUAAAUAUAAUAAUAAUUUUAUAAAUUAUGAUCAGCAUCAGAAUAGUAUUGGUAACUUAUAAAUUGGAGUCAGAUUAGAAUUUAACCGCAGAGGUCAAAGAAACAAAUUAAAUAAAUGGAAUUAUUCUUCUAGAAGCGCUACGGAAGGAAAGAACACGUGAUACCUUCACCACCGCAUUGGACUUCGACGUUGGGCCAAUUGGGUGGCGUCUUACAGCUUGGUGAUCCCGACGUGAUACGUCAUAGGCUGGGACGAGUGACGUGUACACCAGAAAGAGUGACGAGUACUCCAGAACGAGUGUCCCCGGCGCGAGGGAGUGACGUCAUACCAGCGCGACAUUCCAUCCAAAGCGAAGUAUUCAUUCCAUUCAUUCAUCGCGGAGUAUGAGGUUUGAUCUUCCACUUCUCUGUCUUCAGCUGUGUUGGGUGGUCACAGCGAUCCCAUGGCGACCGGACACAAGGAAGGUGACAGGCCCCACCUGCAUCAACUUGGGCCAAAGGGUAUUACUUGCACACACCCUGAAAUGUGGGAGAUGGGUCUGGAGGUAUAGCAAGGGGCCAUCCACAUCUUAUAUCACAAUUCCGCCUAGAGAAGUAGUUACAUGGCCUCCCGGUUUAACAUCGGAACCAAAUUGCGCAACAAAAAUCUGCUGUAAAAUAGGUUCCAACCAUCCUCCCAUAUUGAACAUUUCAGGAGACACCCCGGCACGCAUAUAUUCACACAAUAUAACAGCCUGGUAUCAACUUAAACUUGAACCAGGAGCAAAAGUUGGGGGUUUGCGCACCCUGUAUGAGAAAAUUAACAAUGGUCUAGAUCCUAAAAUUUGUUAUUUUGUGAAAGAUCUAGAGCCUGCCGUAUACAGGUGCACACAUACUGAAACAAUCAACAGCACACAUAUGAGUUUUGUAGAUUACAAGUUCAACAUCACUUCAUAUGUACCGGAUGAUAAUGAUCCAAAAACUUUUAUUUGGACUAGCCGAAAAGAAGGAACAUAUUGUGUGGGCAAAUGUGAACCUGAUGUAAAUAGUUAUACUAGCCCACAAAAUUGUACGUGGACUUUAAAGCAUUGUUUUAAUCUAACCACUUGUGGGUAUAGUAAACCCAAGCAAUGUCCAAAAUUAUAUCCAAUCCCUCCUGGUGGUUUUAUUAAGGGAAAUAUUAACAAGACUUUGCUACAUGAUGUUAAUUUGGUAAUGACUCACGUAACAUAUAAUAUUUCUAAUAUUUUAUCUGCUUAUGUGAAACAUUGUAGUGCUGAUGAUAAAACAUACGCAUGGCUACAGUCACGAAUCGAUGAUUUAAUCUCUGAUUACAAAAGUAGACUUGCAGUCCAGAUUCCAACUGUACGCUCUAAACGAGACCUGCUUGGAAAUAUAGCAGGUCUUUUUGGCUCAGCUAAUUCACUUGCCAACACGUAUAAAAUAACUGGACAAUCACAAUUUUCAGCAUGGUUGGCGAACCAGGUGGCCACUGGUUUUCAGCAUCUCACCAAUAGUAAUGAGAAAAUUAUUAAAGCUGUUAGAUCUGAAGCGCAGGCGCUUCUAUUGACCAGCAAUUCAUUGUUCAAUCAGACCCGUACCAUCGAACGUGACUUAGCUUGCAGAUCAUAUGCACAAGAUUUAUUUACUAUGGCUAGACAAGAAAUUUUAGACUUACGUCUUCUCAAAACACCUAGACAUGCUCUAAAGGAUUUAAUAGAAAUUUUAGAUUUACAUAGGUGGGUUACAUCUGAAAAGAUGAAAGAUAUUAAAUAUUCAGAAUUAUUAUCAACAUUAAUGUUAUAUACUGGAAAUGAAUGUACUGGUUGCAUUGGAUUCUUUGCCAAUUUUCCUUUGAUACACCCAGAACAAGUGUUUUUUAAUUCCACUACUAUACGCUCUAUAGGUACAGUAGUGAAGAAUCAGAUUGUUAAAUGGGACCAUCUUACAGGAUAUAUGACUCUAAAGGGAAAUAAGACCUUAUUUACUACUCGCACCUGUUGUCAUGAAACUGCAAGUUAUGUGAUUUGUACAUGCAAUACUUUACAACCAUUUUCUCCUAAUGAUACUAAGCUCAUCAGUGUUCAGUCAUUACAUGGGCAUGCUGAUGCAAUACAGGUGUCACACACACAGUGGUGUGUGAUCAGUGAGAUGAAUUCCUUCACCUAUGGAGGUCUGACCUGUCCUGCAAACCAUAGCUUUUGUCUUGAGGUAACAGAGGAUUUUACAAUGGGUCAGAUAAAUAUCUUGGGAAGGAUUCCACUAGACAUCGAUGUCUCUCCCUGGUGGGAGGACACAUUCUACGAACACAGCACACAGUCAUUGACUGACACCAUGAAUUUGGUGCAACAGAUGAUUCAACAGACUGAGUAUCAUCUCAACCAGGCUCAGGUAGAAACAAACCUGGCCAAAGGAACAGCGAAAAUUUUGUCAAGUUCAUCUAUUCGGUCUGCACAGUAUGUAUACACUUGGUGGGACUGGAUGUUUCGUGGGUGUGUGAUUGGCAGUGGACUUGUGUUUAUGUUCUCUUUGCUUCAAUGCUGGUAUUUCAGAUCAACAAUUCGCUCUUUACGGACAUCUGCCAAUGCUGCUAUCACCCUAAGUCCCCUACAAGUGCCCGCCAUACAGAGACUGUUACAAUAAUUAAAAACGCACAAGGAUUUGAAUGACCAGUAAAUGGCCCCUAGGGACUAUUCUGAGAUUGCCCCAAAGGGCCAGGGAAGGACUGUAAUACUGGAUUAUAAUUCAUCAACUAAGUUUAUUCAUGAAGAGACACUGUAAAACAAUUAAACCUCAGGUGGUGUUGUUAACCCGAUAAACUAAGUUUAUUUAUGAAAAGACACUGUAAAACAAUUAAACCUCAGGGGGUGUUGUUAACUUAAAUUUGACCCGUAGAUGAAAGAGGUCUUCAGAUAUACAACUCUUUGAUGUGUUAAUCUAUUCAUCACAAAGGUUUUUGAACUGGUAGCCUUUAUGCUCACAUCACUGAGUAUCUGCUGAAAUGUAAUGUAUACAUAUUAUGUGGUUCUAAGAUUGUGUUUUACAUACAUAUUCAUGUGAAAUAUUAUUUUAAAGGUCAUGGUGCGAUGAGUAAAAAGGUCUCAUUUCUAUAUAUCUAAAAUAAGAUGGUUCAAGGGUUUAGAUAGAAGACGCAUUUCUUUGAGAGGUGGGGUUUUUGCCAGGACACCUCUGGCUAUUUUGACCAGAUGUUCUUUAGGAUCAUUUGGUGCAGGUCAAACUGUAGUUUUUUACGAUGUCUUUGUUCUGGGCAGUAUUUAAAGUACAUUGGCAAGGGAUUCAAGGAAGCAUUCUGUAGUCAGAUCUUCCCACACUGCUGUGUGUCUUGAGUUGCCAGGUAUGAUUUUAUUUUAUAUGUAAUGUUUAUUUUUCUAUGCUGAUCUUUUAGUAAAUAUUGUGAUAUAUUUGUAAUUGAUUGAUUUGUGCUGAUCUUUUAGUAAAUGUUUUGAUAUUUGAAUAACCAAUUGAUUGAUUUAAAUGUAGCCUACCUGGCAAAAUAAAUUGUUAAUCUUUAUUCAUUCUAAAACUUGUCAAAUCUUUAUUACAUUUUCAGGGUUUAAGUUAAAUGUAUUGAAGGGGACAUAGAUUAGGAGAAUUGCCUCUAUUGAAAAUAUUACUGGAGUAAUUGCCUCCCCGUUUUAAGGUUAGAUGGAGUAACCUCAACCUAAAACAUAGAUGGAUCCUCUUAUUUUCAAUGUGUUUGGAGAAACCUCUAACUUUAACUUAAGUUAGAAGGAGAAUGCCUCUAUGCCCAGCUGUAUGGAACUGCCUUAGCACCUUCAGAAUUACACCUUAUUCCCUAUGUGAAUAUAAUUCAUUCUAAAUAAAUAUAAUAAUAAUUUUAUAAAUUAUGAUCAGCAUCAGAAUAGUAUUGGUAACUUAUAAAUUGGAGUCAGAUUAGAAUUUAACCGCAGAGGUCAAAGAAACAAAUUAAAUAAAUGGAAUUAUUCUUCUAGAAGCGCUACGGAAGGAAAGAACACGUGAUACCUUCACCACCGCAUUGGACUUCGACGUUGGGCCAAUUGGGUGGCGU
Messenger RNA from Misgurnus anguillicaudatus (oriental weatherfish), 4300 nucleotides. NCBI's taxonomy places the organism in Eukaryota, Metazoa, Chordata, Actinopteri, Cypriniformes, Cobitidae. The record is from RefSeq and is a predicted model, not a curated record.